Aureobasidium namibiae CBS 147.97 is the source of this 1602-nucleotide messenger RNA. Its product is annotated as putative MFS multidrug transporter. Gene Ontology annotation, molecular function: transmembrane transporter activity. The transcript is spliced from 6 exons. Gene Ontology annotation, biological process: transmembrane transport. Bases 1 to 1602 code for a protein of 533 amino acids. The record is from RefSeq and is a predicted model, not a curated record. Lineage: Eukaryota; Fungi; Ascomycota; Dothideomycetes; Dothideales; Saccotheciaceae.
AUGCUCAGCAGUCAAGAAACAUUGAGAUGCGACAAUGACAACUCGUCAAAUGCGUCCAGAAAACAGAAGGACAUUAACGACUCAAGCUGCACAGAUGACGGUGUUCAUACCGACUUCUCUAAGUACGGCCUUGCUCUCAUGAAGGAGGGCCUAGUCUACUGGAAAGAGGGGGGAACACAGCAUCCCCGAGACUGGAACACCAAUCGGAAAUUUUACGACUCGUUCUUGGUGAUUCUUUUCGAAUUUCUGGCAACAGCCUUUAGCAAUACUGGGACCGCUUCAGCAAGUUAUGCUGCAGAAGGAUUGGAAAUCUCGGAGACGGUAGCAAUAUUUUGCUUCACAACCUUAUAUUUGGUGGGCCAGGCUAUAGGAAGUCUGGUACUUCCGCCGUUUACCGAAAGCUUUGGUCGUCGACCUUCAUACAUUAUUGGCUGCGCCUUGUUCUCUGUUUCCAAUAUCGUGGUCGCAGCCCCCAAUCAUGUUGCUGGGGUCGUAGUGGGACGAUUUUUCUCAGGCUUCGCCAGCGCUCUGCCCAGUACAGUGGCGUGUGGGUCACUUGAAGACAUCUGGGAUGCGAGGGCAAGAAUAUGGACAUUGAGUAUAUGGGUCAUCGCUGCUGUUGCAAGCUUAGGGAUAGGGCCAGUCAUGGGGACAUAUCUCGCCACGUCCACACUUGGAUGGCAAUGGACAUAUUGGAUUGCAGCUAUACUGACUGCUGUUACUACACUACUGGCUGUGUUUCUAAAGGAAAGCAGGGCAAGCAAACUACUGGAGACUGCAAUCAAGAAAGUCACUAACGAACACAAAGACAUGCCUAAGGCCGAAUUUCGUCCUCUUGUCGAAGAGACCCCACCCACAUUGAAGACCUUUGUGUCUGAAUGCCUGACACGUCCUGCCCAACUCUUUUUCACGGAGCCCAUCGUCACCUCCGUCUCCCUUGUAUGCUCAAUCGUAUAUGCAACAGUAUAUCUCUUCACAGAAGCCAUCAAUGUGGUUUAUUCUGAUGGCUUUGGGUAUGCUGCAAGACAAAGCAGUCUUAUCAACCUGACCUUCACCAUCGGGUCCAUAUUCUCUCUAUUGCCUCGUUUCUACGACAUCAACAUCUCCAAUAGGCAGAGGAAAAAGAACGCGCCCGCAGUACCCGAAGACAAACUGUUUGGGUUUUAUCUGGCAGCUCCUCUGCUUGCUGUAGCAAGUUGGUACUUUGCUUGGACCAUCCCGUCCGCCGUUGCGACAGUCUCGCCAUUCGUCUCGAUGUCGGCUCUCGUCAUCGUUGGCUUCGCCGCCAGCGAGUUCGACUAUGUAUUGUCAGGCUAUCUCACAGACACAUAUGGCUCAUGGGCGGCAUCGGCGAACGCACCCUUGGCAAUCAUGCGAGCUUUGUUGAGCGGUGCUUUGCCUCUAUUUGGUACUGCCAUGUUUAAGAACGUCGGAAACAAUGGUGCAGCUUCCAUAUUGGCAGGUAUCGCUACUGCUUACUGUAUUGUGGCUUUCGGCUUCUGGAAGUUUGGACGAAGAAUCAGAGAGCAUAGCAAGUUUGCGCUUCACGAUGACAAGGUGGAGACCGAUGAUUCUGCAACAGCCACGCCGCAGACAGUGUAG